Molecule: messenger RNA, 3846 nt
Organism: Hippopotamus amphibius kiboko
Lineage: Eukaryota; Metazoa; Chordata; Mammalia; Artiodactyla; Hippopotamidae
Product: zinc finger protein 577-like
Exons: 8
Coding region: 407-2368 (653 amino acids)
Biological process (GO): central nervous system development; negative regulation of transcription by RNA polymerase II
Cellular component (GO): nucleus
Molecular function (GO): DNA-binding transcription repressor activity, RNA polymerase II-specific; RNA polymerase II cis-regulatory region sequence-specific DNA binding
Source: RefSeq, a predicted model, not a curated record
GCCACCAUCCUUUCAGCCCCUACGGGUCUACUCAGCGUCUAGGGUUGGUCGCCUGGCUUUCGGCACUGGGGCAAAGUGUUUAGGACAGCGGUUUCAUCGUUUGCCUCCAACAAUGAAGACGGGGUUCGUCCAUCAGUUGAGAAUUUUUGUCAUCUGCAAAUAAUGUUGGCCAGAUGUUAAGUGUAUGGACUGGAUUAAGAAGAACUUGCUUCUGCCUCUGACUUGGCUUCACCCCUUGGCUUGUGAGAUUACAGCUCCCCGACCAGGGAUUGAACACUCACUCUCGGCGGUGAAAGCGUGGAGUCCUAACCACUGGAUCUCCAGUUAUUACUUUCCUGAUGUGAGAAAAGCUACUGCGCAAGAACAAGCAGGCUGCUGACACACCCUUGCUUAGGAACUGGAAAAGAUGACCAAGGUCCAGGCAUCUUUGUCAUUUGAGGACGUGGCUGUGGAUUUCACCUGGGAGGAGUGGCAGUUACUGGACCCAUCUCAGAAGGACCUGUACAGGGAUGUCAUGUUGGAGAACUACUACAACCUAGUGUCAGUAGGGUAUCAGGCUCCCAAACCAGAUUCACUCUUCCAGUUGGAACAAAGAGAACCCCCAUGGAUGGUAAAGGGAGCAGCCCAGAGUCAAACCUGUCCAGGCUAUCAAGCUACCAAACCAGAUAUGAUCCUUAAUUUCGACCCUGGAGAAGAGCCAUGGAGAGUAGAAGAUGAAAUGCAGUGUCAGUACUUUUCAGGCAAGAAACUAUAUGGAUGCAGUGAAAGUGUGGUGAAUACUUGUAAACCACUUGUGACCAUGCCUCAGAAAACUCAUGCAGGAAAGAAAUCCCAUGAAUGCUAUGAUUGUAAGAGAGCCUUUCCCAGUAAAUUAAAGCUAAUUACUCAUCAGGAAACUCACACAAGAGAGAAACUGUAUGGAUGCAGUCAAUGUCAGAAAGCCUUCAUUACAAAGUCAGCGCUCACCUAUCAUCAGAAGACCUGUCACAGAGAAGGGAAAUCCUACGGAUGCAACAAAUGUGGGAAAGCUUUUCCUUGGAGGUCAAAACUCACUUUACAUCAGAGGACUCAUUCAGAUGAGAGACCUUUCAAAUGCAGAGUAUGUGAUAAAGCCUUCAUGGUUAGGACAUAUCUCACUGUGCAUCAGAGAACUCACACAGGAGAGAAACCAUACAAAUGCUCAGAUUGUGAGAAAGCCUUCUCAAAAAAGGCUCAGCUUGUGAUUCACCAGCGAAUUCACACUGGGGAGAGACCAUUUGGAUGCAGUCAGUGUCAGAAAGCCUUCAUUACAAAGUCUGCACUAAUCUAUCAUCAGAAAACCCGUCACAGAGAAGGGAAAUCCUAUGGAUGCAACAAAUGUGGGAAAGCUUUUCCUUGGAGGUCAAAGCUCAUUUUACAUCAGAGGACUCAUUCAGGAGAGAGACCUUUCAGAUGCAGAGUAUGUGAUAAAGCCUUCAUGGUUAGGACACAUCUCACUGUGCAUCAGAGAACUCACACAGGAGAGAAACCAUACAAAUGCUCAGAUUGUGAGAAAGCCUUCUCAAAAAAGGCUCAGCUCAUGAUUCACCAGCGAAUUCACACAGGCGAGAGACCAUUUGGAUGCAGUCAGUGUCCACAAGCCUUCAUCCAGAAGUCAGAUCUCAGUAAUCAUAAGAAAACUCAUCAUGCACUAGGGAAAUCGCAUGAAUGCAGUGAAUGUGGGAAGGUUUUGUCCUCUAAGUCAACUCUCAUUAUACAUCGGAGAACCCAUACAGGUGAGAAACCCUUCAGAUGCAGUGCAUGUGAUAAAGCCUUCACAUCAAAGGCACAUCUCAUUGUACACGAAAGAAUUCAUACAGGAGAGAGGCCGUAUGAAUGCUCAAAUUGUGAGAAAGCCUUCUCCACUAAGGCACAUCUCAUGAUUCAUCAGCGAAUUCACACAGGAGAGAGGCCUUAUGGAUGUAAUGAAUGUCAACAAGCUUUCAUCCAGAAGUCAGGUCUCACUAACCAUCUACAAAAUUGUCACGCCAGAGUGAAAUUGUAUGGAUGCGGUGAAUGUGGGAAGGUUCUGUCCUGUAAGUCAACUCUUGUUAUACAUCAGAGAACCCAUACAGGUGAGAAGCCAUUCAAAUGUAGUCUAUGUGACAAAGCCUUCACAGCUAAAUCCUAUCUCACUGUACAUCAGAGAAUUCAUACAGGAGAGAGACCAUAUGAAUGCUGCAAUUGUAAGAAAGCGUUUGCUACUUUGUCUACUCUCAUUGGUCACCAGAGAACUCACACAGGAGAGAGGCCCUAUGGAUGCAAUGAAUGUCAAAAAGCCUUCUUUCGGAAAUCAGCUCUUGUUAAUCAUCAGCAAACUCAGCAUAGAGGAAAGUCCUCUGCACAAUAACUGUGGGAAUGUGAGAAUCUACUCAGAGAACUCAUACAGAACAGAAAUGCCAUGAAUGCUCUGAUUAUAUAGACCCUUCUGGAACUCCUAUAGGGAAGAAACCUUAUAUAUGGAAUGAAAAUUGUACACCUUUCAUCUGAAGAUAUCCCCUCAUACCUUAGGGAUCUCAUCAAAAAAGAAACUUUAUAAAGGCAGCAAUUGUCAAAAGACUUUAUUUGAAAGUUACAGGCUAUGCAUUUAGGAGGCAAAAACCUGUGGAUGCAGAGAAAGUGGGAAAUUAUUCUUUUUCAAGUCAUAUUUGCUAUGUAUUAUGGUAUUCAUUCAAGAGAGGGACCCUACAGUUGCAGUAAAUGCAGCCAUGUUAUGAUAAUGAGAGUAUUCCCUAGAAAGUCAAAACUCUUUGAACAUUUCAUACGAGAGAGAUCCUACAGAUGCAGUGAAUGUGAUAGUCUUCCCAAUUAAUGCAUAAUCUUCCUUACAUCAACAAACUUAUAUAAGAGGAAAGCCUUGUUAAUGUAGUAAAUGUUAGUAUAUCCUUCAUAUAGAUGUCAAGACUCACUAAUCAUCCACAGAUUCAUAUAAUAGAUAAAUCUUUUUGAAACAAGGAAUAUGGAAAGUGGCAUAUUAAACACCAGGUAUUUAAUUCAGGGAAGAAUCCAAUGGAUAUAGUUAAAGUCUGCCUUUGGCCACCAAAUUCAUUGCACAGCAAGAAAGAAAUGCCACAAGUUGCAGUGAUUGUCAAAAUGCUUUAUUUACAAUUCAGAGCUCCUUAACUGCCCACUAAUUUUCAUAGCAGAAAGACCCUAUUCUCAGACGGGGAUAAUUUCUAGAUUCAGCGAAGGUAUAAAAUCCUUAAGGAAUCAUAUCUGUAUUCUACUCCAGUAAACUCAUACAUUACAGAAAUACUGUGAUUAUAGUCACUGAAAAUGCUUUCUGUGGAGGAUUGGAUAUCAUUAAGCACCAUAAGCUCUUCAAAAUAGAAACAAUUUGCUCCACGCAGAGAUUUUAUGAAUGUGGCAAAAGCAUCAGUGAUAAAUUAUAUUCCAUUUUUGCAUUUCAUGAAUUUGUUUCUUCACAUCUGACUGUAUCUUAAAUUGUGAUGCAUGUUACAGUCGAUGGAAUGUCAUCAUUUCAUUGUUAGGGCUUUUCUACAUUUGAUGACAUUCUAAAUUUGAGUAAGUAAGCUUGGAAACUAUCUAUAGAAUGAAAUAAUUUUAUAAAGGUUUAAUAUAAUUGUUUUAGAAAGGGUUCCAGAGAAUAUUCUACUACAAAUAUUAGCGAUUUUCACCACAAAUACAAUGCUGUUUGACUUAUAGAAAAAAAUCAGAACACGGUAAAGAUCAGUUGAUUUCAGCCACGGUUUGUGGGGGUUAUGUUGUGGACUAUACACUACAUAAAAUGAACUUUAUUCAAUUUUAUGUAUUAAUUUAAUUUUUAUUUUUGUAAUUACAUGAAGGAAUAUAAUUUUUAGGGUUUAA